UUGCGCCUUCAAACUAGAACUCGCAUUCACUUCCGUCAGCAUCAGGAUAUUUUUUGUUGGCUCUCUUCCUCUUGUCUCAACUCUCUAGUCGUGUCGCCUUCAGGCCAUGAGGUGGCGCUCCAAGAGUAAACCGUCUUUUUAAACAACGAAGAAGUAGGCGGAGCUUCCCGCCAAUUUUGAGGAUGUAAACAGAACUCUGGCGAAGACAUCCGAGUUUUGAUUUAGUUAGAGUUAUUAUAAUUAAACAGCGCGUUUUGUUUUUAGAAAAUGAUUCCAAACGGAAAAGGCUCGGGGGAUUCGACCCUGCAUGCAACCAGUAGCGAGAGCGACUCCAUCAAAGUUUUUGUGCGAGUACGACCUUUGACCCAGGGCACUGGCUUGACCACGGAUGGUGAUCAGAAUCUAUGUCUCACUGUCACCUCACCCAACACCAUUCGCCUGCACUCGAAGCCAGAGCCGCGGACAUUCACCUAUGACCAUGUGGCGGACAUGGACACGUCUCAGGACUCAGUAUUCUCCAGUGUGGCUAAGAAUAUAGUGGAGUCAUGCAUGAAUGGAUACAACGGCACCAUUUUUGCCUAUGGACAAACAGGAUCAGGGAAAACAUUCACAAUGCUAGGUCCGUCUGAGCUGAACAACUUUACAGAUGAUCUACGAGGGGUUAUUCCCCGAAGCUUUGAGUACCUGUUUUUCCUCAUCAAUCGAGAGGUGGAGAGGUCCUCUAAGGUCAAAAGUUUCCUCUGCAAAUGCUCCUUCAUUGAAAUAUACAAUGAGCAAAUCUACGACCUCCUAGACACAGCCUCAGCCAGCCUCUUUAUCCGGGAGAACAUCAAGAAGGGCGUGUUUGUGGAGGGCGCUGUGGAGAAGUUUGUCAACUCGGCUGCUGAAGCUUACCAGGUUCUCUCUAUGGGCUGGCAGAACCGUCGCGUGGCCUCCACGUCGAUGAAUCGCGAGUCGUCGAGAUCCCAUGCUGUCUUCACCAUGACCCUGGAGUCUAAAGAAACAGUCAAUGAAGUGGUGAAUAUCCGGAUGUCCCAGCUGAACCUGGUGGAUUUGGCUGGCUCUGAGAGACAGAAAGACACACACACAGAAGGCUCCAGACUGAAGGAGGCGAGCAGCAUCAACCGCUCCCUCAUGUGUCUGGGCCAGGUCAUCAUGGCGCUGGUGGACGUGUCCAAUGGAAAGAACCGACACAUUUGCUACAGAGACUCUAAACUCACCUUCUUGUUACGGGAUUCACUUGGAGGAAAUGCUAAAACGUACAUCAUCGCCAACGUGCAUCCAGGUUCUAAGUGUUUUGGAGAAACUUUGUCCACGCUGCAGUUUGCACAGAGAGCGAAGCUCAUUAAGAACAAGGCCAUUGUCAACGAAGACACGCACGGGAACGUGAGGCAGCUGCAGGCUGAGGUGAGGAAGCUGAAGGAGCAGCUGGCUAAAGUACUCGCCUCAAACACGCUCGAAGGUGGAAGAGAUUCAGCUCCAGGACGACCAGAGCUUCCCAAGACUGACACCUCUGUGGAAGUCCAGCACGAUGUUUCCUAUAGGGCCAAGUUCAUGGCUGCAGUCCAACUGUGGAGGAAGAGAGAAGAGGAGAAAAAGGUCCUGCUGAAGAAGCAGUCCCAGCUGGAGGAGGCCUGGGCGCAGAAGGACAAGUUCAUUCACUCCAGCCGCAUGAUUGUCCGGUUUCGGGAGGACCACAUUGCUCGCCUGGAGAAGAACAUCAAGGAGGAACGAGGCUGUUUGUCUGAAGAGGAGUCUCAGGCCCAGAUCAACCAGCUGAGGGAGGAAAUUAAGAUUUUGAAAGACCAGGUGGAGCACCACCCCAGGAUGACCCGAUAUGCAGCAGAGAACACCAGCCUCAGAGAAGAGAUCACCCGGCUCCGCUCCCUCGACUCUGUGAUGAAGGCAGAGGAGAUGGAGGCCCGGCGUGCAGAGGAGCUGGAAGAAGCUUUCCAGACGGCAAUGGAGAGAGAAACGCUCACAGCGACAGGAUCCUCUUCCAGUUCUCUGGCGGACAGUGUUUCAGCUGCUGCCAUCCAGAAACUGCAAGCUCAGCUGCUUCAGAAAACGACGGACUUCACAGCAGUUCUUCACGCCUUCGAGGAGUAUAAGGAAAUCACAAAGAAGCAGAUGUCUCAGCUGGAGUCGGAGAAAAGGUACCUGGACAAGUCCAACAAACACCUGGAGAACAUUCUGGAAGCUACAAACUCCUACAAGAAGCAGGAAGUUUCUGAGUUGAACAGGAUUCACGUGGAAACUCUGAAGAUUUUCACCACGCCCUCCAAAAAGUACAACCAGUGCGGGCCUCUGGCGCCACUCUCCAGCCCAGAACACAUCAACGGCACAAACGGUGGCGAUAUCUGGGACGAGCAGCCUCCGUCAGCCAUGACCGAGAUGGCUCUGACUGAGGAGCUCCGACUAGUGCAGGAGCAGGCCAGUCAGGUGCAGACUCAGCUGGGGGAGGAGGAGAUGAGGAACAGCAAGCUCCUGCAGCAAAUCGCUAAACUGGAGGAGCAAAUCACGAUGCUGUCGCAGGAGUCGGAACGCAAAGAUGAGCUACUCGCAGCUGAGCGUGCAGUCAGGAGUAAAGACCAGGCGAACCUGCAGGAAACUAUCAGCAAGCUAGAGCAGAGCCUCCAUACAGAGCAGACGGCUGCAGAAGUUCUGAAGAGUGAGAUCCAAGACCUUCGCCUGGUUCUGCAGUCGUCUGAUAAAGAGCUGAGCCAUUUGAAGACGGAGCUGACCGGCAUCCAGACGGAGCACCAGAGCGAGACCAGCCAACUCUCCAGCAGCCUCAUCAGCACCCAGCUCCAGCUCGACAAAGUCCAGAUGGAGUGGGAGCAGCUUCUGGAGCAGCACCGCACGCUGCAGGACUGCCACGACCAGCUGCAGGCUGAGACCAAGUUUGAGGCCGACCAGGCGAGGCAGCAGCUGCAGGACAGGCGGCAGGAGAUCCUGGAUCUGAAGAUGGAGAUCACGGAAUUACAAAGCUCCCUGCAGAUGGAGCAAGAGCACACCAGCAGCCUCACCUCGCAGUUCAGAGAGAACCGCGAGAACACACUGAAGGAACUCACUGAAACAGUGGAGGAGAACGCACAUCUCAGUAAACAAGUUUCCAACCUCACGCAACAAAACCUGCAGCAGGUGGCCAAACUGGCUUCUCUGGCGCAGAAUCUGGCAGCUUCUGAUGAGCAGAUCAAGAUCUUGGAGCAGAAAAUCGAACAGGACAAGGAUGUUGUCCUGAAUUUGAUCAACCAAACUCGAGAGCUCCGCAGCGAGCUGAGCCAGAAGGAAGGAACAGUUUCUCAUCUGUCUGGAGAAGUGACUGACAUCACAGUCAAGUACAAUGCUGCCUGCCUGGAGCGAGAGAGUCUGAAGGAGCAGAGCUGCAAGCUGGAGUCAGAAGUCUGCGAGCUGAAAGAAGCUUUGGAGAGAGCUGGUGCGUCAAACAAAAUCGAGGUGGAGAUCCUGCAGGACGAGGUGACUUACGCCAUGGAGGAGGUGGAAAGACUCACCAAGGUGUUGGACGAGCAGAAUGUUCUCCUCCAGGCCGCUCAGGAGCAGGUGGCUGAGAAGGAGACGCUGGUAGAGAGUCUGCAGCAAAAGGUGCAGCAGCAACAGGAUGCUGUGGAAAAGACGGUGAGGUAUGGAACCCUCAAACACAUGGAGGUUGCCGUCACCCCCAAAUCCUCCCCUCGGACGCCGUGUACGCCCGGGAGCUUCGGCAAGGACCUGAACCAGCUGCUGGAGUCUCAGGAGCGGGAGCUGGAGAACCGGCGCUCCUCCAUGAUGACCAUGGAGAUACUUUUAGCGGAACUCCAUGCUGAGAGAUCAGCGAAGAACGAUGAGAUCCAGAGGCUGAAGAUGCAGCUGAAUGAGAAAGAGAUUGUCCGGCUGGAGAUCCAGACUCUGCUGAAUCAGUUCUACACCAAGAACAGCCAGAUGACUGAGAACGGGAACAGCGAGGAUGUGAUUGAAACCAUCAAGCAGUCCAUCCUUAAGGAGCUACAGGAGGAGAGAGUGGAGAAGGGCGCGGUGCUGCAGCGCCUCACUGAGACUCAGAACAAACUGAAAGCUCAGGAGGCGAUGCUGGCCCAGUCUCAGACCUGCGUCCAGGAGCUGACCACUGAGCUGAGGAAUCGCUGCCUGGAGCUGAGAGAGCUGAGCCACAGGGCCAGCGAGGAGGAAAGGCUGGUCAAGGAGAUUGAGGUUCUGCGAAAGCAAAACGUCCAGUUGUCGGAGGAGAAUGGAAAACUGGUGGGACACAAGAACCACAAGCAGAAGAUUGAGUAUUUGGUGAAGCUGAAGAAGGAGAACACCAAACUCCACGAGGAGAACGAGAGGCUGCGAUCGCAGGUGAGCCACUUCUCGGACAGAAUGGAGUCGUCCGUGUUGGACUUUGAAUCCAGCUGAACCAGCCACAAGGAAUGUUUGGAGUCGCGGGGGGUUUAAUGUUGUAAUUAUCCGAUAUGUUCUUACCGCUCUUGACAAGGCAGCGGAGGCGUCCUGUCUCAUUGUGAAACUGUAAUAAACAAAUG
Messenger RNA from Synchiropus splendidus (mandarinfish), 4538 nucleotides. RefSeq names its product kinesin family member 15 (gene kif15). Gene Ontology annotation, molecular function: microtubule binding; ATP binding; microtubule motor activity. The transcript has 35 exons. NCBI's taxonomy places the organism in Eukaryota, Metazoa, Chordata, Actinopteri, Syngnathiformes, Callionymidae. Gene Ontology annotation, biological process: microtubule-based movement. The coding region runs from base 268 to 4413 and encodes 1381 amino acids. The record is from RefSeq and is a predicted model, not a curated record.